AAACCCCCAAUCUCUAGCUUUCCUAUCAACCCUUUCACUUUCCCCCAACACCUCUCUCUCUCUCUCUCUCUCUCUCUCUAGGACACUCUCACUUCCCUUCACUGCCACCUCCUCUCUUCACCAAUUCCCUUUAAGCUCCAAUCCAAAAAUCCAAGCACCAACCAGAACCACUUCCUCUCCCCAAUUCCCUUUAGCCAAGGUAGACCUUUACAAUCAAGAAUAUUAGUAGUGAAGGAAAAAAAGAAAAAGAAAAAAGAGAGUCCAACUACAAGAACAAGCCCUCUUUUCCACUUCGUAUCAUGCCCCCAUUUCUUGUUGUAUAUAACAAGAGUUCUUUUUUGGUUGUUGUCAAAGGUGGGCUCGCCAAAUUCUAAUGGAAAAAGAUAGAUACAGUAGCAUCCACCCAUUCUCUGUCCUUUGAAACUAAGCUCGAGUCGGAGAAAAGAAUUAUUAAAAGAAAGUGUCUAUUUGUCUAAGCCAAGAAUCAAAAUUCUUUCUUUCUCUAGAAUUCUAAAUGGGAGUUUGGUUAGUGCUCUUGUUCGCUUUGUUAACCUGCACAAAUCUCUCAAAAUCAGAUCCAAGUGAUGAAGCGUGUUUAACCCAUUUAAGCCAAUCCUUAAAGGACCCAGCAAACUUACUUCAAAACUGGACAAGAUCAAAUUUUGCAAGCCCAUGUUCUGGUUUCACUUCUUAUCUCCCUGGUGCUACUUGCAACAAUGGUCGCAUCUACAAGCUUUCUCUGACUAGUCUUUCUCUUCAAGGGUCUCUCUCUCCUUAUCUUGCAAACUGUACCAAUCUUCAGUCACUAGACCUCUCCUCCAAUCAAAUUACAGGUCCUAUCCCUGCGGAUUUGCAAUCCUUGGUCAAUCUUGCUGUACUCAAUCUCUCGUCCAAUAGACUGGAAGGGGAGAUCCCACCACAGCUUGCAAUGUGUGCUUAUUUAAAUGUUAUUGAUUUGCACGAUAAUUUCCUCUCUGGUCAAAUCCCGCAACAACUUGGUCUUCUAGUAAGGCUCUCAGCUUUUGAUGUGAGCAAUAACAAGCUAUCAGGGCCAAUACCCGCUUCAUUAGGGAACAGGAGUGGUAAUUUACCAAGAUUCAAUGCCACUUCUUUUGAGGGAAAUAAGGAUCUUUAUGGCUACCCUUUGCCUCCAAUGAAGGCUAAAGGUUUGUCCGUUUUGGCCAUUGUUGGGAUCGGUUUAGGAAGCGGGUUUGCAAGUUUGGUGCUCAGUUUUACUGGGGUUUGCAUCUGGUUGAAGGUUACUGAACAGAAGAUGGCCCUUGAAGAAGGCAAGAUUAGCAGCCUCAUGCCUGAUUAUUGACGCUAAUCAGGUAUGUUUAGGUUUAAUUCAAGAUUACUGCCAUCACUCUUUUCAGCUAAAAAGGUUAGAAUUUCAUGGAGGUGUGGGCUAAUGUUUAUAAUUUUAUUUCCUCUCUGAUGGGUCAUUUUCUUUCGUUUUUGUAGUUAGAAGUUGUAUUUUACUGGUUUUUGGAGGGUUUUUGUUCUUUUCUUUUCUCCUUUAUUAUCCAUAACCAUUUUGGUUUUCUUUUUAGAAAAAAAAAUCCAUCAGUAUUUUAUGGAACAAUGUAUAAAUGAAUUCAAAUGAGAUACAGUGCAGCUUCUUUCACUGAUGUGAGUUUGAUAUUACUGUAAUUUUUUCAGUUGUGGUUAAUUAUAUAUUAUAGUUUUUUUUUUAAUUAAGAUUCAAAGAAAAAACUUCCAAUGUGAACGAAAUAUAAACCAUGUCAAAAUUAUAGAUUUUUUAAAGUUAAAAUCUAAAAAAAAAUUUCAGUACGGACAAAACAUAAACCACAAAAAUAGACGCAACUUUAAUCUGAAUAUGGAAAUGUAAUUAUCAAUGUGAUGUAGUAGUAAUCUAUAUAUCAGAUGGGUGGGUGUGUCAUGUGUUGGUGCACCUUGGAAUUUUGUCCGCAGUGGCCAAAAUAUGCAGAAAAAGAAAAAGAAGGCAGUAGUGGACAGCUUUUUAGUGUCUGCUGCAGAGACUUGGGGGCUAGGCUCUGCAUUUAUUAAAAAUGCUCUUUUACCUACUUCUUUUUCUGGGUUUAGUGCUUUGUGAUUGUGAACUAGCAGGGAGACCAGCACCUCCACAUGGAUUGCAGAUUGUCUGGUUUGAUUAUCUAUUUAAUUAAUUUAUUAUUAUUAACUUUGAUGGGCUUCGCUUUGCUUUCUUCUUA
Populus euphratica (Euphrates poplar) is the source of this 2195-nucleotide messenger RNA. RefSeq names its product probable inactive receptor kinase At1g27190. NCBI's taxonomy places the organism in Eukaryota, Viridiplantae, Streptophyta, Magnoliopsida, Malpighiales, Salicaceae. The transcript has a single exon. The record is from RefSeq and is a predicted model, not a curated record. Bases 515 to 1321 code for a protein of 268 amino acids. Gene Ontology annotation, molecular function: protein binding.